Dinoponera quadriceps is the source of this 1754-nucleotide messenger RNA. RefSeq names its product homeobox protein OTX2-like (gene otd2). The transcript is spliced from 6 exons. The record is from RefSeq and is a predicted model, not a curated record. Gene Ontology annotation, biological process: regulation of transcription by RNA polymerase II. Lineage: Eukaryota; Metazoa; Arthropoda; Insecta; Hymenoptera; Formicidae. Gene Ontology annotation, cellular component: nucleus. The coding region runs from base 1 to 1023 and encodes 340 amino acids. Gene Ontology annotation, molecular function: DNA-binding transcription factor activity, RNA polymerase II-specific; RNA polymerase II cis-regulatory region sequence-specific DNA binding.
AUGUGGCCGAACAGCCUCGGAGGUACUUCCGGCUGCAGCGGGGGCGCCGGCGCCACCGAUCUCGGGGGCCUCGCCGCCUCCACCACCUCGGCCUCCGAGCUCUUCGGGCCCGCAGCGUUCGGCGCAUCCGCUGCAGGGCCCUACGGCGCUCUCAAGACGAAUCCCUACGUGAGCGCGCUCGGGAUGCCGCCGAUCGAGGCGCUACACUCGACCAUCGGUUAUCCCGGUUGUACACCCGCCGGUGAGUCCUACUACUGCAACCCGAGGAAGCAACGGCGAGAGAGAACGACGUUCACCCGGGCCCAGUUGGACGUGUUGGAGGGUUUAUUCUCGAAGACGAAAUAUCCCGAUAUCUUCAUGCGCGAGGAGGUGGCGAUGAAGAUCAACCUACCGGAGUCGAGAGUGCAGGUGUGGUUCAAGAAUCGCAGGGCCAAGUGCCGCCAGCAGCAGAAGCAGCAGCAGCAGCAGCAAGACAAGGCGCCGAGAUCGAAGAAACCGACGGGGAAUCCGGCUAGCAAUCCACCCCCUGGAAAAAGUCCUUCAAUUGCUACCACGCCCACGCCCGCCGCCGCGGUGCCCGCCACUACGCCCUUGAGCGGAGGCACCGGCGGCUCGGCGGCAAGUUCACCGGCGCUUUUGAGGGAUUCGCCGCAAUAUAAGCCCGCGGGAAAUGCCACUAGUUUGCUGUUAGCAGCCAGCACGACUCCACCGAGCUUAGGCGGCACGGUGUACAGCAGCGGCGGCAGUAGCAGUAGUAUCUGGAGUCCGGCGAUAACGGAGAGCGGCGGGGGAUUUCCAGGUGACCAUCAAAGGUUAGCGUGGACGACGACCGCUUCCCAGCAGCCGUGCUACCAGAAUUACUCAUCGUACUACACCAACAUGGAUUACCUCUCGCCCGCUUCGCAUCAGUUGAACGUUGUGGACGGCGGAGGUAGCGGCCUUGACAAUUCAUGGAGCAAAACGAGAGACGAGAGUGCCUCGUCUUGGUUCUACAACAGUGCCGGAUGGGGCGACCGGAAGUGAAGCUAGGAGAGUCGCAGAACGAAGGCUGGGUACAUAUCAUCGACAACAGCGGGGAUAAUGCGGUACGAAACGACGUUUGUCGUUGUAAUGCGGUGCCAAACUAGAAGCUCCACUUCCAGUGAAUGUCGAUGUAGAUUAAACAUAUCCUUCAUUCGGCCAGCGUUCAGGCACCUUGGGAUGCACAGGCCGAGAUCGAGAGUGCCAUACGUAUCCUAUCGCAUUUAUUGAUACGACAUAGUUUAAAUAUAUUUAUGACAUAAUCAUUUCGAUACCGGACGACGUACCACGCGCGAUCGUGUACUAUUUUUUCAGAUGCAUUCCCGACCGUGGAAUUUACGAGGGUUUCAUAAAUGUGUUGCGCGGUGUGCGAGAUAGCUUCUAUUGAUAAUUUAGAUCUCGGAAGUUGAACCGAGCGAUACGUCUCGUCUAGAGUAUUAGAAAUUCGAGAUGAUCUCAAAUCGACAAGCUAUGAUUUUCUUCUAAGGCUUCUGUUUCCCUACCGUGGUCAUUUUAAUUAAUGACGUCAAAACGAGAAAAUAUGUGCGAAAAUUCUUGCGAAGUAAAAAGUUGAAAUAAAAAGAUAUGCCUAUAAAGUGACGUUUGUGAACGAUUGAACAAAUUUGUGUAAAGUAAGUAAAAAAUGUUUCUUUUUUUUUACUCCAAUAAUAACCACUAAAUAAUUAUAAAAUUAAUAUUAUAAAAUCGCGUAGUUAAAAGGUUAGCCACGUUAA